AUGUCAGAUGCCGAAUUUGGAUGUGAGCAUCUCAGGGACGUUCUAGAAAAAGACGAGAAAACUGCUAGCCAGUUCCAUCAUGCUCUCCUCCAGGCACAUCAGGGAGCGCCUCCCAAGCCUGCGGAAAUAAAGUCAUUGAAGCCCUUCUAUCCCUGUCUAGAGUGCUCUACGGUCUGCACAUUGGUGAGCCGGUAUACCCAUUUCCAGAACUCAGGCCACAAAUUUUUCACGGAUUCCCGAACCGGCACCAUAUUCUGCUUAGGAUGCGAUGAUUACGUUUACGACGCGGAGCUAGAGAGCUUCCUCUUCGACCCUUCAGUACUUAAAAAACGUAAACUUGAUUCUGGGAACGAUGACGAUCAAGCCUAUGUCAUUGCUAAUGCGAACAAGAGAGUCUGUGGGAAGGAAGGCGUUAGGGGUUUGUUUAACCUAGGCCAAACCUGCUAUAUGAAUGUCAUACUACAAACAUUGCUUCAUGACCCCCUUCUGACCACAUACUUUCUCGGAAAUAACCAUCAUACGUACGAUUGCACAAUCCAGAACUGCAUUAGCUGUGCUGUUUCCGAAGCCUUUGCCGAAUUUAAUAACGACGACAAGACGGAAGGCUUUGGCGCGCUUAAUUUACUAUUAGCCUCAUGGAGAUCCAGUCCGUUUUUGGUAGACAAGUUACACGCAGGGGCUCAUGACCACGUUGAGAACCAUAACAAAACAUGCCACUGCUUUUUCCAUAACGCUUUUUACGGAAAGCUGCGAAGCAGCGUAACUUGUGACAAGUGCGGGAAUGUCACACAGACGGAGGAUCAGAUGAUAGACCUCAGUUUGGACGUUCAAGUCCAGAAGAAAAAGCGAGCGCUUGGCGGUGGUGAAUCAACCGCGACCCCGACGCUUGACGGCUGCUUGCAGAGCUUUACCUCGCCGGAGAAGCUCAUGGCGGAUGCGUACAACUCUGAAGCCGCCAUUCUGACGCAAAAUUUUCGACAGCGAUUCGAGCAUACUCUUUCCGUGUCGGAAAAAGUCGAAGGAAAAAUUGACUUCCCGCUCUCUAUCAACAUGCUCCCAUAUACCACCCGUGCACACUGCAAGAACGAAGGGGGCCAUUCAAAUUUUUUGUACGAUCUUUCCAGUGCUGUUGUCCACAAGGGCAAGCUCGACGCUGGACAUUAUUAUGUUUAUUGUCGACAGGGCGAGCAGUGGUACCUGUUCAACGAUGACCAAGUGACUGUAGUUAACGAGGCGGAGGUGUUAGCUGCCGACGCCUACCUUCUUUUCUACACCCUUCAUGCUCUGUCUGGAGCUAGCUAG
Molecule: messenger RNA, 1302 nt
Organism: Histoplasma mississippiense
Lineage: Eukaryota; Fungi; Ascomycota; Eurotiomycetes; Onygenales; Ajellomycetaceae
Exons: 7
Coding region: 1-1302 (433 amino acids)
Biological process (GO): protein deubiquitination
Molecular function (GO): cysteine-type deubiquitinase activity; zinc ion binding
Source: RefSeq, a predicted model, not a curated record